AUGGCUGCCUGGAACUUGAACGGGACCGGCGUGAUCUGCAUUAUCCUCUGUUUAGCCCUCGGCAUUGCCAACAUCUUCUCGUUCAACGCCGUGCGCAUCGUUUUCAGCAUCCUAUGCCUCGUUUCGGGGUUGAUCCUCAUUUUCGUUGAGGUUCCCUUCCUGCUCAGGAUUUGCCCAACUUCGGAGAAAUUCGACAACUUCAUUCGGCGAUUCACCACUAACUGGAUGCGCGCGGCCAUGUAUGCCAUCAUGAGCGCCGUCCAGUGGGUCAGUCUUGUCUCCGGUGCAUCGGGUUUGAUUGCGGCCGCCGUCUUGCUUCUCAUUGCCGCUCUCUUCUAUGCUUUGGCUGGACUGAAGAGCCAGGACUUUGUUGGCAGCAAGACUCUGGGUGGACAAGGAAUUGCGCAGAUGAUCGUCUAG
Molecule: messenger RNA, 420 nt
Organism: Aspergillus terreus NIH2624
Lineage: Eukaryota; Fungi; Ascomycota; Eurotiomycetes; Eurotiales; Aspergillaceae
Product: Tvp18 family protein
Exons: 3
Coding region: 1-420 (139 amino acids)
Biological process (GO): vesicle-mediated transport
Cellular component (GO): Golgi membrane
Source: RefSeq, a predicted model, not a curated record